This is a messenger RNA of Scaptodrosophila lebanonensis, 3057 nucleotides long. Its product is annotated as GATA zinc finger domain-containing protein 10. NCBI's taxonomy places the organism in Eukaryota, Metazoa, Arthropoda, Insecta, Diptera, Drosophilidae. The coding region runs from base 1 to 2889 and encodes 962 amino acids. The transcript has 11 exons. Gene Ontology annotation, biological process: chromatin remodeling. The record is from RefSeq and is a predicted model, not a curated record. Gene Ontology annotation, molecular function: histone binding; chromatin binding; RNA binding. Gene Ontology annotation, cellular component: nucleoplasm; nucleolus; cytoplasm.
AUGAGCAGGACCGCCAAUGCCAACGAUAUGGAUACGAAUGCCUCCAAGCUGCAAUAUGCUGCCGAGGAUGCCGAGGAUGUUGAUGCUGAUGAUGAAUCAGAAGCUGCUGAUAUUAUACUUGAAUCUCAAAGGCCCACUUCAAAGAAUUUCACUGUUUACCUAGCUGGCAAUAGCAACAACAACAAAGAGGCGACGAAGAAAUGCCAUAAUAAGAGCAGCAGCAACAACAGCAACAACGGCAACAACAAUGCAGCUACAAAAUCCACUUCCGUUGACGGCAAUGGUGGCAGUUUCGGCGAUGAUGACGACGACGACAACAACAACGUCGACGGAGAGGAGCAGGAGGACAAUGUGGAUGUGGAUGUCGAUGUAGAUGUGGAUAUGGAUGUGGAUGCGAGCUCGGACGCGAACAAUGUUGGCAGCAAAAGUUUUGCGUAUAAAAAAUUUAAGAACAUGCACGAACAGCAAAAUCAACAAAAGCGAAAAGAGCAACAACUGAACCAAGAGCCGAAAGUGAAGCCCAAACAGUUGCCGCCUUCAGAGGAGCAGCUGUUUGAUUCUAUUGAAAUAUUAAAUGAACGAAAAUUUAAUAAAGCAAUGGCAGCCCAAUCAACGCAACAUCAGCAGCUACAGCUACAGCAGGAGGACGAAGAAGAAGUAGACAGCAUGACGGUCAGGCAGCAGCAGCAACGGCAACAGCAACAACAACAACAACAGCAAUAUGCCGACAUUAUGGCAAUCGGCGAUAUCGAGGACAAUUUUGGUAAUGAUGAAGUAUUGGCGGAAAGCAUUAAGUCCACAAUUGACAAUGAUGAAUCAGCAAAGACGACGACAAGCAUAGCGGCGGCAGCACGGCCAACCACAACAGCAACACUGCAGACAACAACAAAUACAGGCAUAGCAGCCACAUCAAGUACAACACCAAGUACUUCAACAACAAUUUCAAGUGUAUUAGACGGUCCUAGAAACCCGCAACCACAACAGCAACAACAAAACAUGGCGAAAGCCAUUACAAGCAAUUAUAAUAAGAAUAAUAAUAAAAAUAAUGAUGAUGAAGGUUCUGUUGCCGUUGCUCCCGCUGCGGAUGAUGCCAACGAAAAUAAUGAUGACAUGGAUUCCAUCAAUAUGGGUGAACUGCAUUACUACGAUGGCAAUAGCAGACAUGGCCAUGCCCGAAAAUCACAAGCCAAUUACUUGAGCAGCUAUUUUGGCCAUACAAUAAAUGACACGCAAGUGCAUCCAAAGCACGAGCGCCAGCAACAACCGGCUGCAAGUUUCCUUGAUGAUGAGUACGUGGAAGAGCACCAUCAGCAUCAACAACAGCAACAUCAGUCGCCGUCUGCAUUCCAUUAUCAUCAGGACGCCACCGAGUCGCCAUCGGCAUUUGAACGCUUCAAGGCACUGCGACGCAGCAAUCGACGCAAUGGACACAAGAGUCACAAGAAACGCUACAAGGACUAUUUGCGCAACGGACUCGACAGCAGCAGCAAGCUCAAGUUGAAGUUGCAGCAUGCAGCUCCAAUUUUCGCGCUGGGCACUCGAGGGUCACAGCAAGAACAACAACAACAACAACAACAAGAACAGAAACAACGCAUCACGCCUAAGCCUUUCUACGAAGGUCAAAUAACAUACUACGAACAGGCGGGCGAUUCAGUAGCCAGCAAUGAUGAAACGAUUUCUUCAAGUGGUCACAACAUCGAACGCAUGAUUGCAACGGACAACAGCAAUUGGUAUCGCCGGGUCAGUCCAGUGCUGCGGAAUGGCAUUCAACGAGCGCCGCUGCAGCAGCAACUGGGUCACCAGAUCACGGAAAUGGAGGAGCUGGAGCGGUACUAUGCCAAAUGGCCCCAUUUGGCACGCGUGCAAUUUCAGGUUUACGACGAGCACUAUCGUGAAUCCCAUCCCGAGCUGUAUGCCGACUACGAUGCUGACGAUGAGGACUACGAGACAGCGGCCGAGCUAGAGGAGGCACAGCAAGAGCACGGAGCCGAGGCCAAUUUGCCGCCCUACAUCAAAAAAUAUAAUCGACGCAACAAACAGCUGCUCAACCUGUUGGAGGGCACUCUGCCGCCGGCCACCCAAACGCCGCCGCUGCGCGCCAGCUGGUCCGUACGCCUGGAUGAUGACUAUUUGAAGCAAAAGCGACGUCGCUAUCACAGUCAUAAGCCGUCGCAGUAUGCGGAUCUAUUUUCCCAACAACGACAACAACAACAGCAACAGCAGCAGACAGAGACAACCACGCUGGCAGCACCUGUGCCCACUAGCAGCGUAAAUGAUGUAUUGCUGCACAAUCAGUUGCCGGAUGAGCAGGAGCAGCUGGACAUGUCCGCCGCCGUUGAUUUUUGGCAAAAGGAAAUCGAAAGCAAAUCGAAUGCAAAUGCAAAUGAAAUGAACGGAAGCCCACAAAUGAGUUGGAAAGUUGAGCGUGGCACAGUGGCAUCGACGGUGGCGCCACCCGCCGCCACAAGCAGCCCCAAGCCGGCACUUUUCAAGCUGCCCUCGUAUCCUGCCAUUGCGGAUAGUUUUAUGGGCACCCCACGCAGUCGCAGUCGCAGCGCCCAAUUCGUCUCGAAUGUAUCGGGACGAGGUCAGGGCUGGCGCUAUGCAGCUGACCCGGACGCCGACGGCAACGGCGCCACCGAUGCAACUGCAAACGCAGGCAGCACGCCGGAGCCGCAUGCAGCGCCACCCGUACAGCGAGCUCUCAACUCAUUUGUCUAUCAUCGUGUGGUGGAUGCCUCGCCUCGACUUGUCGGCGUUUCGAGUCUGUCCAAUCGCAAGCAACGCUUGCCCUUUGUGGCCAUAACCGAUCGACGGCUGGAGACGUCCAAGAAGCUGCUGGCCGAGCGGCACAAAGACUUUGAGCAAAAUCACUUUCCGAUGCCUUAAAUUUGCGAGCAGCCGCUUAAGUUGCCAGCGAGAGAAGAAACCAUAAGAAGAGACACAUAGGAGGAGCAGUUGCGCCAGUGACACACACGUGCAGCAACAAAAACAAUUAGGGGUAUUCACAGUCAACCGAUUAUCACAUUGUCAGGAUAUACUCUUACUCGCAGAUGC